This is a messenger RNA of Metarhizium album ARSEF 1941, 558 nucleotides long. RefSeq lists its product as uncharacterized. NCBI's taxonomy places the organism in Eukaryota, Fungi, Ascomycota, Sordariomycetes, Hypocreales, Clavicipitaceae. The record is from RefSeq and is a predicted model, not a curated record. The transcript has a single exon. The coding region runs from base 1 to 558 and encodes 185 amino acids.
AUGGCGACCGGCACCGUGACUUCCAGCUGGGCCGCGUCCUUCUGCCUCGGGUGCGACAACCAGGUCUUCGAGUCGGACUACUGCUCCGAACGAUGCCAUCUGCAAGACAUAGAGCACAGCUUGGCCAUGAAACGGUCCGACAUUUUCCAGAAACGCCACGACGAGCGUCGAUACUCGCUCCCCGGGCCCGUCCGAGACUCGGCCCGGCUAUCCCCGUCUUCGGGUGUCACGGGGCCCCCGCGAGCCGCCACGCUGCCGAGGCGCAGAAGCUCCGCGGGAGCCUCGGACGGUCCAGCUCGCGACGGGCCGCCGCCGGACUUGACGCCGUCGACGACGGAUCGAGCUUGCGCGGCGGGCGUUGUGUGCAAAGAUGCCGAGGCGGCGCGGGGCGAUGAAUCAGCGCACGCUCGCUCCGCAGGGAGGAGCGUCGCGGGCGUGCCCAGGACCGAGGUGGUGACCUCGACGGGGUGGGACAUAUGGCGGGCUCGGGAAACCUCCUUGGCUAUUGAAACGGAGGAGAUCACGGCGCGGCUGCCGGUCGACAAUUCGAGUGGGUGA